Messenger RNA from Hibiscus syriacus, 1751 nucleotides. RefSeq names its product scopoletin glucosyltransferase-like. The transcript has a single exon. Gene Ontology annotation, molecular function: UDP-glycosyltransferase activity. Lineage: Eukaryota; Viridiplantae; Streptophyta; Magnoliopsida; Malvales; Malvaceae. The coding region runs from base 33 to 1502 and encodes 489 amino acids. The record is from RefSeq and is a predicted model, not a curated record.
GACUAUUGAAAAACAUAAACCAAUUAACAAGAAUGGCGAGUGAAAGGCAGAUAUGGGUAGUUCCAUUCUUCGGGCAAGGCCAUCUCUUCCCAUGUAUGGAACUAUGCAAGCAUAUAGCCUCUCGCAAUUUCAAAACUACUUUCAUCAUUUCCCCUAAUCUCUCUUCUUCCAUACCCUCUUCCUUCCCUGACCAUACUCUCAUCGAAGUUGCCCAAAUACCCUCUCCGCCGCCAACUCCUCCACCUGAGCUCAAUCCCAACCAUCCCCAUGGCCAUAACCACAACUCUGAUUUAGCUCAGGGCAUUGCUAAUCUGCUGAAGAAUGCCGCCGUACCUGCCUGUGCCGUGCUAGAUAUCAUGAUGGAUUGGACAGCAGACAUUUUCAAGAAGCAAAAGAUCCCAAUAGUUUUAUUUUUCACGUCGGGUGCUUGUUCUGCAGCUUUUGAGCACGCCAUGUGGAAGGCUGGCGUAGUGGAUAUCAAGCCUGGAGAGACCCUUUUGCUUCCCGGUUUACCUAAAGAAAUGGCUUUGACAUGUUCUGAUCUUAAACAUGGCCCACCUCCUGGACCGCCUCCUGGGGUUAGGGGAUUCGGGUUUCCACCUCCGCCUCCAGGACCACCACAACCACCACCGCAACCAGGUGGACAACCGCCCUGGAUAGAUGCUGCCAAGGACUCAGUUGCAUUGAUGCUCAAUACUUGUUGUGAUCUUGAGGGUCCAUUUCUUGAUUAUUUAGGAAUCCAAAUUGGCAAACCAGUUUGGGGUGUUGGACCCUUAUUGCCCCAACAGUUCUGGAAAUCAUCCGACUCCUUGCUUCACGAUCGUGAAAUUCGAGCCAACAGGCAGUCCAACGUAACUGAGGACGAAGUAAUGGAAUGGUUAGAUUCAAAUCCACAUGGAUCAGUGCUGUACGUAUCUUUUGGUAGUGAAGUUGCUCCCACCAAGCGAGAACUCGAGCAACUGGCUGAUGCAUUAGAAGCCUCAACCAGAUCAUUCGUUUGGGUAAUCCAACAUGGCUCGGGCAGACCAGGUCCACCACCUGGACAACCUGGAAAUCAACCUGGUUCGAGCUACUUCCCGCAUGGUUUGGAUCAAAAGGUUGGAAAAAGAGGACUGAUAAUACACGGAUGGGCACCUCAGUUGUUAAUAUUAAGCCAUGGAUCAACGGGUGGGUUUCUAUCACAUUGUGGAUGGAAUUCGACAGUGGAAGCUAUCGGACGUGGGGUGCCAUUACUGGCAUGGCCGAUCAGGGGUGACCAGCACAGCAAUGCCAAAUUGGUGGUGAAUCAUCUCAAAGUGGGGUGCAUGAUUUCUGAUGAUCUAUCUCAACAAAACAUCAAGGCAGAUGAUAUUGCUAAGGGGAUUGAGAAGUUGAUGGGAAAUGAAGAGCUGAAAAGGCAAGCUUUGAUGCUUAGCAUGAAAUUUCAUCAGGGUUUCCCCUCGAGUUCAGUUGUUUCUUUGGACGCUUUUAAGGAUCAUAUUGUUAACCUAAAUGCAGAUUAAGCACAAGAUGGAAUCCAUUUUGUAAUGCCUCUUUAUUUCAUCAACAUAAUACGGGGAUUAUAGUUUACCUUAGUAAUUUCUUUGGCUUGGGCAUCCCGAUGCUGAGGGGAUAUGUAUUUAGUUCUAUUUUCCUUCAUUUCUACCUAGAAAAAAAAAACGGUGCAUUUAUGUGAUCGUUAAAGUUCAAAUUUUGUUAUGUAUAUAGACAUUAAAACUUCCAUUACUUUCCUGGAGAUUCCAUCUGCAAAA